This is a messenger RNA of Cherax quadricarinatus, 5059 nucleotides long. NCBI's taxonomy places the organism in Eukaryota, Metazoa, Arthropoda, Malacostraca, Decapoda, Parastacidae. The record is from RefSeq and is a predicted model, not a curated record.
AUGUGGAUCAGUUGCCAGGAGGUAUGCGGGGUGAGGGAGUGCGUGAGUGGGCGCCCAUGUGCCUCCACGCCCUCACAAGAACAACUUAUCUUGGGCUCAACCAAGGUUUCUGCAAGUGGGAGAGGAGGGUUUAGGAGGGAGAGCGGUCACACUGAAGUAGUUUCAACUAUAAGGGAGUGUAGUGUUUUGUGUAAGCAAAUACGGACUGCCUAUAGGUGCAGCAGUGACGGGGAAAGCUUGGCAGAGACCUCAUCUUGUUCCCCGGACUCUGGGUCGUCAGGUGGAGAAACUUCCUCUUGCAGUCCAGUUCAACCCCCAACAUCAUACUUACCCUCAGAAUCACCUCGAUCAUCUCCGAACCCGCGGCAGCACACCCAUGAGAGAGCAUCUCCUGACAGUGCAGGAGAUGAGUUUGGAGAAGUUAAACCCUGCUUGGAUUGUGGCCAGGAUGACGAGGCUCAAGAUGCCCAAGUGUUUGAUGGUGGUGGAGGCCAGCCGGUAUCCUCUUCAGCUAUGCAAAGACCUUCAACAACUGAUUCAGACUUUCACCUUGUCCCAAAGUGUGAAAAUAGUGACAUGCCUGAACGUAUGUCCACUACCCCACCCCCACCUGACACAAGUGAUCAUUCUGCGGAUAUUACCCCGGUUUCAACGGGAACACCACUUCGUCCACCCUUGGUGUCUCUAGGACCACCACAAACUACCUUAAGUCCCAUGCCCCACACACUUUCUGUCUCAGUAGCAGGCCUUUCAUCAGGAAUGGUCAUCUCGGCAGGGCUACGCUGUGCACCACCUGUGAGUAUUGCACAACCAUACUGGGGUGGAGGAAGCAGCCGUAUUAAUGGUAUGCGACCAGAGUUCAUCAGUGGUGGCAUGGUGCAACCUACACAAUCUACAAAUGUUCCUGCUGCUCCUCCAGCUGAUUCUAGUAGAGCUGGUUAUUCCCCUCGUCUUCGCACACCCACUGUUAUAAUGGGAGAAGCAGGUGGUGUUAAAACAAUGUUCUGGUCAACACCAUCUGAAACACAGACACCUGUAUCUCAAGCCCCAAGAGAGAUGCUCGCUCAGCCUGCUACUUCGUGUGUUUAUGGAGCUGAUACUAGUGACGCAGUCCGUGCCUCAGUAGAUGGUCUCUUGACGUUAGGUCAGGAAAGAAGAGGAUCUCCUCCCCAACUCUCUCCUUCAAGUACUCUUUCACUCUCACCUGCUGCUCGUUCUCCAAUAACCCAAAGUGCGAGAUCACCUCACACACAUACCCCAAUUGCUCGUUCUCCUUACACUAUAGCACCUUCUUCUCCUGGUUACCCAGUGGUUCGAGGUCUAGGCUCACCGCAGAGUUCCGGAGACCUUCAACUCUUACAAAGUGCGUCCUAUAUACACUCACCUACUGGUGUCGAUAGUCAACGUCAUCAAUCCACUCCUCUCAAUAUGGAACGAUUAUGGGCGGGUGAUCGGACUCAGUUGCCUCACACUCAACCAGAUUCUCCAGCAGCUCUUAACUUAUCUACCGUAGCAAUGUGGGGUGCUCGCACUAAUAGUGGUGAGAGUGUAGUCACUGCUCCUGCUCAACCAACUCCCGUUGAAGACGAUGAGGAUGACCAACCUAUGAUAUGCAUGAUUUGCGAGGAUCGUGCCACAGGACUGCACUAUGGUAUCAUCACUUGUGAAGGUUGUAAAGGUUUCUUCAAGCGAACAGUGCAGAAUAAGCGGGUGUACACAUGUGUUGCCGAUGGUGACUGUGAAAUUACAAAAGCACAGCGCAACCGUUGCCAGUAUUGUCGGUUUCAAAAGUGUCUACGUCAGGGCAUGGUGCUUGCUGCUGUAAGAGAAGACAGAAUGCCUGGUGGUCGAAAUUCUGGAGCAGUCUAUAAUCUGUAUAAGGUAAAGUACAAAAAGAAGAAUAAAAAGAAUGGUCAGAUAAAGCAAGGAAGUAAUUCUCCUGAGAAGAAAAUGGUUCUGGAUCCACUUAUGAUGGCUGGAACAACAUCCCUUACAAGCACAUCUUUACCAAUGCCUAUUUCUAGCCCCCUCGCAUCUCCACCAGUCACGUCGCCCAUCCCAAGUACUCUCAAUAGUGGGCACAUUCUAAAAGCUGCACUCACCAAUCCAUCGGAGGUGGCCCACUUUAGGCAAAGGAUAGACAGCACGGUAUCUUCAUCAAGAGAGCGUGUUAUACCAUACCAUGUUGCCCAAGCUAUGAUUCGUAUGCUAAUAGAAUGUGAUGACUUUGAAGACAUUGCCACACUGAAGAACCUGGAUGACUUAUUAGACCACAAGAGUGACUUGUCAACCAAAUUAUGCCAACUGGGUGACUCCAUAUCCAUAAAGCUGGUGCAAUGGACCAAACGUCUUCCCUUCUACCAGGAACUACCUGUAGAAGUCCAUACACGACUGCUCACUCAUAAGUGGCAUGAGCUCUUGGUACUUACUACGUCUGCUUAUCAGGCUAUAUAUGGCCUACAGAAGCUGGGGUCAAGAUCUUCAGAUGGCACUGAGGCAGAGUUCCAUCAGGAGGUAUCCAACAACCUCUGCACAUUGCAGACCUGUCUAAAUUCUAUGAUGGGGAGACCUAUCACCAUGGACCAAUUGCGACAGGAGGUUGGUGUGAUGGUAGAAAAAAUUACUCAUGUCACACUAGCACUUCGCAAAACAAAGAUACAAAUUGAAGAAUAUGUCUGCCUGAAAGUCAUUGCCAUGUUAAACCAGUCACGAAUCAGCCAUAAAGAGUUGGAAAUAAUUCAGGAACGUUAUAUGAGCUGCCUUCGGACCUUCUGUGAAACCCACUAUCCCUCUCAACCCACCAGAUUCCAGGACCUGCUAGUCAGACUCCCAGAUAUUCAAGCAGCUGCUGCUAAGCUAUUAGAAACAAAGAUGCUGUACGUUCCCUUCCUGUUGAACUCCACCAUCAAUAGAUAGCAAUAAACCGAUGGUUGGUUCUUGGAACAAGUCAGCUGCAAGGCGUCUUGUAGUGAACCAUGUGCCGUCCUAUGUCUCUGCUGUAACCAGCAGCAAUGAGGGUGCUUCAGCCACUCUCACCAUCAUGCCUAGCAGUUGCCCACAUCAUGAUUGACAACUAGUGACCAGUCCAUGAACGUUACCAAUUUCUGCAAGGAGCAUGAUGUUAAUGAAGUGACAAUUUAGCCAGAGCAUUUAUUUUGCUAAAGGAAAUCAUCAGUUGUUUUUUCCAGUGGUUGUGCAACCAGUUUACCUGUGAUGGGGUGUGUACCAGUUUUUCAGAAAUUUAUAUAUAAUUUCUUUUAAAGAUUUUAUAAAACUUUCAGACAGUUUACCAAAGGCUUUCUUUAGUAGAAUGUUGUGGGUAUGUAUUAGGAUUAGGAAAAUUCUAAUACCCUAAACAACAGAAAUACUUAACGGUUGUGUGACAGACAAGUUGUGCACUUACUAGUGGCACAAUUUCCCUUCCACUGAUAUUUUUCACGGCCAUCUGAAAAACUUCCUACUAGUCGCAGAACGUUGAGUCUACUUAAAAGAAUUCUAGUUUUAUGGUGUUCUCAAGAGUAUGACCAAGCACAAGACAGUUAUGGCAGUUUUCCAAAGGUAGCCCCAGGUGGGCUACUGGGAGGCAGUAAGUUGGUGCAGGCAAGUUGUUGGUUGGGAGUGUGAUCCUCAGCUCCCUCUAGUAGUCACAUGAUUGUGUUCUACAAUGAGGGAGCACUUACAUUGGUACCUGCAAGGAUGGGCUAUCAAACUCGUUCAGUAUAUGAACAGUAUUGUAUGAAAGAAUCCACUCUUUUUUAAGUAUUACCAGCAGUUUACAAGGAAAAGUUCCUAGAAAGAUCCUACUAACAGUUUUCAAUGCACUGAUCUCAAAAGUGCAAAGAGGUAUUAUACGUCUUGUAAAACACAUCACUUUUAAAUGUUAAGAUUUAUACAGAUGAUUUGUAUCUCAGAGGUGCAAGCCUCAUUAUUGUCCUGUGCUGCCAUAUGACAGUGUACCAUUUAUACCUUUAUUAAGGAUGAAUAAUUCUUAGAAAUAAUAUAUGGGAAAAUCUUUUAUUAAAAGUACAUUUUUGUAAAUACACUUUUGCAGAUGAACGUUUUGUUUGUACAGUUUUCGGUACUAGAGCUGGUGUAUGUUGUGAAGGUGUGAGUGUGCAGGUCUGUGUCUCCAGUGCAGGGCACAGACGGAGGCAGCUUACAGGGUACUCAUCAAAUAAUGGCAUUUUCUCUUGGCAAGUCUCAAUUAUGCAUCAAAUACAUUAUUUUUGAGUUAUAGUAUUUUACAAAGUUCCUGUUAUUAAAAUCUCUUAUCACACUGUAAAAUAGAAUAAAAUUGAAAGUCUUAAUAGAUUUCAUUAAAAUAUGUUAAGUUUACAGUACUUGCUUAUUUUAUUUAUUAUUUAUAUUUUUAGUUAACAUAUUCUAUACAUUUUCUUACAAAUAUAAUAAAACUUCCCUGGAAAGUGGUUCAAUAAUUGGAGGCUCAGAAUGGACCUGUGCUUCUUUCAACAAGUACCUCCUGUAUAUUUAAUACCUAGGCUUGAACCUCAGAACUCGAUUUACAAAUUGUGUACAGUAUUUUAAUUCGAAAAUAAUUUGAAACCAAAAUUUUUGUAAUUAGCUUUACCACAUUAUGAAAUAUUUGAUAAAAAUUUGCAAGUACAUACAUGCUUGUACACAGACCAGUGCUGCUGUACAAUUUUUAAGUUACCAGUGGCUGCAAAGUAAAUCUUACAAAGGUUGACUUAAGAUGCAAUGAGCUGUAGCAUCACUACCAAAAAUUCUCACUUUGCAAGAAUAUAAAUUACUUAUGAAAUUACUGAUAUUAUGGGGUAGUGGCAUUGCAGUGGCCAACACUAGUCUUUGAUCUCACUCUUAUUUUUAAAUAAAUUGUCUUUAAUGCUGAAUAUUGUCAACAUGACAUUUUCUGUGGUGUGAGAUUAACAUUCAUGCAAGGCGAGUAGUAUUAGGCAAUGAUGAUGCAGCAGUAGCCAAAGUCAAAGCAGCCGUGAGUACACUGUAAGCCGACUCCUUAGUGUAGUCAAGCAAUCAAAUUUGUUGCUUCUAUAUUUAAUGAAAUAAACAACUGAACUUUGAA